UUAAAAGAACACCUGCUGAUUGGAUAAUACCAAACGAAUAAAUUUGCUUCACCCGAGCAAUGUCCCCGCUCCUCCAGCGAAGAGACUCUCUUAGAGAGCCCCGAUCGGUGGUAUUGCAGUGCGUCGAGGUCGUCCUGCGCCACAACGAUGCUCUACAGCACACUGGUGGAAUCAUUUCGAGUUUCCUGGGACCCCCACCUAAUUUGCCCUUAGCAGAAGCGUGUUCCUAUGGGUCGAUAGAUUUGCUCGACUGGAUCUGGGAGUCCAGUUGCACUAGUGCCGAGGAUAGAAGUUCGUCUUGGACCUUAUGCAACUAUUUAUGCUCAGAUACGCACUAUGCGCAGUGGCAGUUUGCAGAGGCACUGGAAGUUGCCGGUACAAGAAAUGAUGUGACAGUCGUGGAGUGGCUUCUAGAACACAAUAAUGGAUCUCAAAUAAGUGAAUAUAUCGUUGACGCCGUAGUUGCAAAGGGCCAUCUGGACGUGUUAAAAAUCUUUCUUGCCUACCAAAUCGAGGCUGGGAUGGUUGACUGGGGGUACAGUAUCGUAACCGCGAUGGAGAACGGACACUCAGAAGUUGUCAGGUGGAUGCACAAGAACAUUGGUGGUGGUGUUCACGUUCACAAUCUCAUUGCUAUGGCCCUGGAUAUCGGCGAUAUGGAUCUUGCGCAGUUUUUGAUGCCACGUGGUGGCUGCCUCUUGGACUACGCUUGUCCUGGGAAGAAUGUAUACAUGAUUGAGUGGAUGUUUGACUGUGGAUACCUACGACGCAGUGAGACCCACACAGUGAGUGCCAUACAAAGUCUUGCUGAAGUAGGAAACUUGGAGCUCUUACAGAAAGUGAUACAGUUGGUUCCUGAGCUUCCGAUCGAUAGCUCCAUUUGGAUCAGAUGCUGGGGUUUUGCGUUGAAAAUUGCGUUUAUGCGGUGCAACUUCCCGACCAUCCGCUGUCUAGUUGAGCACCGAAUGGGGUAUUUGAUUUGUAAUUGUUAUUGCAAAGUUUUAGCUGACCUAACCUGGCUGGCAGCUCGAAAGGGUCACAUCGAAUUGUUGCAGUACGUUUACAAUCUUGGAAUACCUAAUGCUUUCAAAGACGUUAGCAUUUGGGUAGGCGCCGUAAGUAAUGGAAAGUUGGAGACCGUCAAAUGGCUUCUUGAACGCAAAUUAUAUCCUCCGAGCGACGAGGAAUCCAAUGUGAUCGAUGAAGCGGCAAAAUAUGGCCGCUUGGAGAUUUUACAGUUUUUCCACGGACUCAGCACUGUUAUGACUAUGGAUGAGGAUGCCCCUGAAAGCCGAUUAACAAUUCAGGUCAACAAACUCUGGGCUAAAAGCCAUGCGAUAGAUCUUGCUGCUGCCCAUGGCCAUCUUGCUGUGAUACAGUGGCUGCAUAUGCACCGGAAGGAGGGCUGUACAGCUAAUGCGAUGGAUGGUGCAGCGACGUAUGGCCAUCUUCACGUAGUGCAGUGGUUGCAGGAAAACCGUGAUGAAGGGUGCACUACAGUGGCGAUGGAUGCAGCAGCGUCCAAUGGGCACAUGUCUAUACUUCAGUAUCUUCAAAUUAACAGGUCAGAGGGGUGUUCUGCCAGUAUCAUGGAUGGUCCUGCUAAAAAAGGAGACCUGAAUAUGCUAAAAUGGCUCCAUGAGAACCGAGCGGACUGGUGUACGAAUUGGAUACUCAAGUACGCUGUAUAUUCGGGUCAUUUGGGAACUAUAUGCUGGCUGCUAGUUCACUAUCCCGGUCUAAAGCUGGAAUCGGUGGAAAUGGCUGAGGAUGCACCCAACAAAUUUGAUGUAGUGCUGCUUCUGGUCUGGCAUUUCGGUCAAAGUUGGAUCACUUCUGACUUUGUAGAGGAAUCUAUACUGCCUGGCGAUGCGAAACCACACGACAACUACAUCGCAGAGUGGGUGCGGGAGAAAAUGUAGUAGAUUAUCGGCUGACGUAUCCGGAUAAUAGCAAUCAUUGAUUGAGCUGCCCUCAGAUCGAUUUCAACUUUAGCG
Phytophthora nicotianae INRA-310 is the source of this 1997-nucleotide messenger RNA. RefSeq lists its product as hypothetical. Gene Ontology annotation, molecular function: protein binding. Lineage: Eukaryota; Oomycota; Peronosporomycetes; Peronosporales; Peronosporaceae. Bases 60 to 1922 code for a protein of 620 amino acids. The transcript has a single exon. The record is from RefSeq and is a predicted model, not a curated record.